CUAUGGCCAUUUGCAUCUUUACGCUUUAGUGUUUUUAUUUUGCAUUUCGCUUGUUUAAUUUUCCUGCGAAUAAUAUUAUUUUGUGAUCUUUGAUCUUCAGAUCAUGGGUAUUAUAAAAUUUUAUAAAGUACCUGGAUUGAAAUCAGGUCAACUUAAAACCAAGUUCAACAACAUCAGUCGAGUAUCAAAUUCAAUAACUGGACUAGAAAGUGAACUGUGUUAUUAUAUCGAGAUCAAGGAACCUUUAAACAAAGAAGAAUUAAAGCUGUUAAAAUGGAUCUUAAAUUCUCCAUUAGAGCAAAACAGUUUGAAGACUUGCAGCACGUUCGACGAGAAGUUAAACGAUAACUUGAUUGUUGAAAUUGGUCCGAGGUUGAAUUUCUCCACACCAUUCUCCAGCAAUGCUGUAUCAAUUUGUGAAUCUGUACAUGUACACAAAGUAACAAGAAUAGAAGCAGCAAUUAGAUAUUGUAUUAAGCAUAAUGGACCGAUUGAAAAAGAAGUUGAGAAUGCAAUAGUAGGAGCAUUGCAUGAUAAAAUGACCGAGUGCAGAUACUCGGUACCAAUAGAGUCAUUUGAUCAUGGCUUCAGACCUGAAAAAUGGUUUGAAGUGGAUGUGUUGAAAGGUGGACGAAAAUCAUUAGAAGAAGUGAAUGUAAAAUUAGGUUUGGCAUUUGACGAUUGGGACUUGAACUUUUACACAGACUUGUUUCUCAAUAAAUUGAAACGCAAUCCGACCAGCGUCGAGUGCUUUGAUUUGGCACAGUCCAACAGCGAACAUAGUCGUCAUUGGUUUUUCAAAGGUUGCAUGAUCGUCGAUGGCGAGGAGAUGGAAAAAUCGUUGCUCGACAUGAUCAUAGAAACGCAGGAGUAUUCCAAUCCAAACAAUACGAUUAAAUUUAGCGAUAAUAGCAGCGCGAUUAAGGGAUUUCAAGUAGAUGCACUUCGACCAAACGAAACGAAUAAAUGUAGUCCUUUCCGCUUAAAGAACGUAGAUCAAGAUCUUAUAUUUACCGCGGAGACUCACAAUUUUCCAACAGGUGUUGCUCCAUUUAGUGGAGCUACGACUGGAACCGGGGGAAGAUUAAGAGAUGUUCAAGGCAUAGGUAGAGGAGGAUAUUACAUUGCUGGAACUGCUGGCUAUUCUGUUGGUAAUCUGCACAUUCCAGGAUAUGAUUUGCCAUGGGAGGAGAAGAACGUAUCGUAUCCUACUAAUAUGGCCAGUCCAUUGGAAAUCAUAAUCGAAGCUAGCAAUGGCGCGUCCGAUUAUGGUAAUAAAUUUGGGGAACCAGUAGUAUCUGGUUUUGCUCGUUCUUUUGGUAUGACGGAUAAUGCAAAUGUGCGACGCGAAUGGAUCAAGCCUAUAAUGUUUAGCGGAGGACUGGGCACAAUGGAUGCUGAUAUGUCGCACAAAGUUACGCCACAAAAAGGUAUGGACGUCAUCAAAAUUGGUGGUCCAGUCUAUAGAAUUGGCGUGGGAGGUGGCGCGGCAAGUUCUAUCGAGGUGCAAGGCGAUAAUAAAUCGGAAUUAGAUUUUGGAGCAGUGCAACGAGGCGAUCCUGAAAUGGAACAGAAACUGAACCGAGUAGUUCGUGCCUGCACUGAAAUGGGACAAAAGAAUCCAAUACUCAGUAUACAUGACCAAGGAGCUGGAGGCAACGGUAACGUUAUAAAAGAGCUGGUGGAACCUGCCGGUGCAGUUAUCUUCACAAAGAAAUUCGAGUUAGGCGAUCCAAGCAUCAGCACCUUGGAAUUAUGGGGUGCCGAGUAUCAAGAAAAUGACGCGAUUUUGUGUAAACCGGAGGACAGGAACUUGCUGAAGGAAAUAGCAGCUCGAGAAAAAUGUCCGAUUAAUUUUGUGGGGACCGUUACGGGAAACGGAAACAUCAUUUUAUCGGAAGAGAACGAUUGCGAUGCACUGAAGUAUUUAAAUAAGGAUCGUAAAGAUAGUGUGAGACAUCCGGUUGAUUUAGACUUAGACUUAGUACUUGGCAAAAUGCCUCGUAAGACCUUUGAUCUUCAGAGGCAAGUGACACUGUUACCUCUUUUUUUACUGCCAGAAAAUUUGACUGUAUACUCUGCUUUGGAAAGGGUUCUACGUUUGCCUUCGGUAGGGAGCAAACGAUACUUGACUAACAAGGUAGAUCGUUGUGUUACAGGAUUGAUCGCGCAGCAACAGUGCGUUGGUCCUUUGCACACACCUCUAGCUGAUGUUGCCGUAGUUGCAGUUUCUCAUUUCACUACGGCUGGUAUAGCAACUUCUAUUGGGGAACAACCGAUAAAAGGCCUUGUGAAUCCAGCAGCUGGUGCUCGUAUGACCGUGGCAGAAGCUUUGAGUAACUUGGUCUUUGCACAUAUUUCGCACAUACAGGAUGUUAAAUGUAGUGGAAAUUGGAUGUGGGCUGCUAAAUUGCCAGGAGAAGGUGCUGCAUUGUACGAUGCGUGUUCCGCUAUGUGUUCGUUCAUGGGAGAACUUGGAAUUGCAAUCGACGGUGGAAAGGACUCUCUUAGCAUGGCUGCUCGAAUCGGUAAAGAUGUUGUUAAGGCGCCUGGAACACUGGUGGUUUCUUGCUACGCUCCUUGUCCUGAUAUUCGACAAGUGAUAACACCUGAUUUAAAAGCACCUGCGAUGGGGAAAAAUGGUUGUAUAUUGUUCGUUGAUUUAUCAAAUGGACAGAGUCGAAUCGGUGGCACAGCCUUGGCUCAAGUUUAUAAAUCUCUUGGCAAUGACGUUCCGGAUAUGCAAUGCGCCGAACUAUUGAAAAAUGCAUUUAACGCCACGCAACGUUUAAUUGCAGAGGGAAAAGUAUUAGCUGGCCAUGAUAUCAGCGAUGGUGGACUUAUCACUUGUCUCCUUGAAAUGUGUUUCGCUGGUAUUUCUGGAAUCACUGUUAACAUUUCUCACAAACUGGGAUCGCCCAUCGAAGUCUUAUUUGCCGAAGAAGUAGGGUGGAUAUUAGAAAUUGAUGAGAAAGAUCACAGUUACGCGUUGGAUGUGUUCAAACAAUUUAACACUCCUGUAUACUCGAUUGGUCGAUCAGGAAAUUUUGGAGUAUCAUCAAAAAUAAGUAUCAAAGUGCAAGAAGAGACGGUCCUGGAUUCAACAGUUUUAUCCUUAAUGUCUAUAUGGGAAGAAACUAGCUAUCAGUUGGAACGUCGACAAACAAAUGUUGAUUGCGCAUUGGAAGAGUUCAACGGAUUAAAAGACAGAACCACGCCGACUUACAAGUUAACAUUUGAUCUUGAUAUCAGACCGAUCAAGAUCCCAAGAAAUAUGUGUACAAACAUCGUGGUUGCCGUGAUAAGAGAGGAGGGUAUAAAUGGCGACAGAGAUAUGGUAGCACCAUUAAUGCAAGCAGGUUUCGAAGUUUGGGAUGUGACGAUGCAAGAUCUCUUAGACAAUAAAGUUACGUUUGAUAAAUUUAGGGGUGUGAUAUUUCCUGGUGGUUUCAGUUACGCGGACGUUCUCGGCUCUGCUAAAGGAUGGGCUGCAAGUCUUCUGUUCCAUUCUUCUCUGCAAAGCCAAUUAAAAGUGUUUCUUGCUCGUGAAGACACAUUCAGCUUAGGAGUAUGCAACGGGUGUCAACUAAUGUCUUUACUAGGAUGGAUUGGAAACGAGACGAGUGAUGUUACUGAACCGGACAUUUUCUUAGAUCAUAAUGUAUCAGAGAGAUUCGAGUGUCGAUGGAGCACCGUUAGAAUUGAUAAAUCACCGUCGAUUAUGUUAAGCGGAAUGGAAAACAGCGUUUUAGGUGUAUGGAUCGCUCACGGCGAAGGAAGAUUCACUUUCCGUACCAGCGAUACUUUAAAGAAACUGAAAGAAAAUCAUUGCCUGGCCAUAAAGUAUACAGAUGAUCACGGUAAUCCGACUGAACGAUAUCCUCUUAACCCUAAUGGAAGUACCGGUGGCAUUGCUGGAAUUUGUUCAACGAAUGGUCGACACUUGGCGAUGAUGCCACAUCCUGAGCGAUGCACGCAGAUGUGGCAAUGGCCUUGGAGACCAGCAGAUUGGGAUAAGUACACUCUUUCACCGUGGCAACGCAUUUUCGAUAACGCGUACGCCUGGUGCGUGUCUAAAAAUUAAUUCCGAUACAUUCCUAAUGUUUUCUACGUGGUAUAUAGGUUUGCGACGUUUAACAAGACGUAAUCGUAUAGAAUAUAAAAUUCUUUAUUUCCUACUUUCUUAACAAAGUAUGGUAACAUCGUGUUGUCAAGUAUUAUAAAAAAAAAUG
Molecule: messenger RNA, 4232 nt
Organism: Colletes gigas
Lineage: Eukaryota; Metazoa; Arthropoda; Insecta; Hymenoptera; Colletidae
Gene: Pfas
Product: phosphoribosylformylglycinamidine synthase
Exons: 19
Coding region: 104-4084 (1326 amino acids)
Biological process (GO): 'de novo' IMP biosynthetic process
Molecular function (GO): phosphoribosylformylglycinamidine synthase activity
Source: RefSeq, a predicted model, not a curated record